AGACGAGAUUUUCCAAGAAAAACUUGCCCACUGGAUCACUUUCUAAAGAGAGAGACAGAUAGGGUCGGGCUUUGGGAAAAAGAAAAGCACGACAAGAUGGAGAGAAAGAACAUGGUCGUCGACGUCUCACCUUUCUUGUUCAUCGAAGCCACCGGCGACUCGGAGGAGGUUGACUCCGAUCCGGCCACAACGCGCGAUCCUGGCCUCACUAGCAGCACGGCAUACGACGGCAGUGAUGGCAACGGCGGCGGCGGCGAUGGUGGCCACGACGAGGACUCGGAAUCUUGUAGCAGCGAGUGGUCUUCUUACGAGCCCUAUAAUAACCACGAUGUCCGAGAUUUAGACUGCGGCGACACCAAAGCAUGUGACGGCGCAGACGAGAGCGAUCGGUGGCAGUGGAUUGGCAAAACAGGGAAAAAUGAACGUGUUAAGCAGCGACGGUGGCUGGAAGCCGAGGAGCCGUGUGUUUCGGAGGAAAUCAAUAGUUUUGACGACGACAAGGAGAUUAGCAAGAAGCCUAGUGGAAUCGUGUCAAGCGAAGUGCAUCUGAGUGAGAUGGAGAAGAGUAGGUUGUUUUGGGAGGCUUGCCUAGCAUCAUAACUUCGAUUUACCCAUUUUUCCCCUGACUGUCUCCUGGUAUUUGAUGUUCCUAUUUUUGUUUAGUAGGGUUUGAUUGUCUCCUAGUUUUUAUAGCUUGGAAUUGUGCAUGGGGACCAAUAUAGGAGCUUUUUCUGACGCUAUAAUAGCUUUCCUUGCUGGGAAAUACGUAUAGUUGACGGCUCUUGAUGUGGCAUAUCCUGUUUAAUCUUCCUUUAACGCUUAGUAAUUCUUUUUGCAUGUUUCUGCUAAGCAAGUGAGAAAUGCAAGGUGGAUUAUAUUCAAUUGUUUCACAAA
Molecule: messenger RNA, 894 nt
Organism: Syzygium oleosum
Lineage: Eukaryota; Viridiplantae; Streptophyta; Magnoliopsida; Myrtales; Myrtaceae
Exons: 1
Coding region: 97-600 (167 amino acids)
Source: RefSeq, a predicted model, not a curated record